Molecule: messenger RNA, 369 nt
Organism: Aspergillus nidulans FGSC A4
Lineage: Eukaryota; Fungi; Ascomycota; Eurotiomycetes; Eurotiales; Aspergillaceae
Exons: 3
Coding region: 1-369 (122 amino acids)
Source: RefSeq, a predicted model, not a curated record
AUGUAUCUCCGUCUAGGUGCCUUAAAGGAUUCUCAAGGGCUUGCGCGACAGAUGGCAAUAGCAUCUGAACAAGAAGUAGCUCUGGAUGAGCUGAUCUUCACGAGGUACCAACCUGCAUCAAAUACAAGGUGGCAGCAGCAACGCUUACGCUCUCAAGAGAAUGGCACAAGAGACACGGCUACUGUCGGCCUCCAGAUCACUACAGCUCAGCAACUCACCAUAGCAUUGCCACUGCCAGCUCAGCGCUGGUCACGUCGCCGCCAACGGGAGCCUCCAGUCCGAAAUACUUGGAGCCAACUCGCCGUCAUUGGUUACAAGACGCUUGGGACAGAGGUUGCGAGCUUUCACCGCUUGGUUGGGGGCCAGUGA